Molecule: messenger RNA, 18427 nt
Organism: Coregonus sp. 'balchen'
Lineage: Eukaryota; Metazoa; Chordata; Actinopteri; Salmoniformes; Salmonidae
Source: the annotation of a GenBank genome assembly
AUGAUUCUACUGUAUCCAGCAAUCUAUCUGUAUUUUAUGUUAUUUUUGCUUACUGUUUAAUUAUCCACUUCCAUAAAUCAUGAUUUUUUCCCUCACUGUAUAUAUGAAGAAAAUCACAGUAUAUUUUUUUGUAAUGCCUUUGAUAAUUUCUCUCAAUCCAUUCUUCCUUCUCUCAGGCAAAUUGGAGAGAACCUGAUUGUUCCUGGUGGGGUGAAGAUCAUUGAUGCCCAUGGGCGCAUGGUGAUGCCCGGGGGCAUAGAUGUGCACACACGCUUCCAGAUGCCAGACAGGGGCAUGGUGUCAGCAGAUGACUUCUACCAGGGCACCCGUGCUGCUCUGGCUGGGGGAACCACCAUGAUCAGUAUGUACUAAUGAAAUGCUUCAUCCCUACUGGCACACUUUAUAGAAACCCGUAUUACAUGUGAUGUCUAGGUAGAUUCUGACAAACUGAUACCUGGUACUGACAACCUAGAUUGUAAAUUGCUGAAGUUGGUAGCGGAAUACAUUGCGACUCCUGUUGGCCACAUCUUCAAUUUAAGCUUAGAAGACGGUGUGUGCCCUCAGGCCUGGAGGGAGGCAAAGGUCAUUACACUGCCAAAUGAUAGCAAAUCACCCUUUAAUGGUUCAAACAGCCGACCAAUCAGCCUGUUACCAGUGGUUAGCAAACUUUAGGAAAUCACGUUUGACCAAAUACAAUGUUAUUUUACAGAAAACAAAUUAACAACAGACUUUCAGAAUGCUUAUAGGGAAGGGCACUCAACAUGCUCAACACUGACACAAAUGACUGAUGAUUGGCUGAAAGAAAUUGAUAAUAAGAAGAUUGUGGGAGCUGUUUUUUGUUAGAUUUCAGUGCAGCUUUUGAAAUCAUUGACCUAUUGCUGACAAAAUGUAGGUGUUAUGGAUUUACAUCCUCUGCCUUAUCAUGGAUUGAGAGUUACCUAUCUAAUAGAACACAGAGGGUUUUCUUUAAUGGAAGCCUCUAAUGCAAAUUUGGUUGAGUAUGGUGUACCGCAGGGCAGCCGGCUUGGGGCAUUAUUGUUUUCUGUUUUUACUUAAUGACCUUCCACUGACCUUGAUUAAAGCCUGUGUGUCUAUGUACGCUGACGACUCAUCCAUAUACACAUCAGCUACGACAGUAAAAUAAAUAACUGACACCCUUAACAUGGAGUUCCAGUCAGUUUUAGAAUGGUUAACUAGCAAUAAGCUGGCGCUAAAUAUCUCAAAAACUAAAAGCAUUGUUUUAGAUCUAUUACUAAAUAAUGUGGCGAUUGAGCAAGUUGAGAAGACUAAACUUCUCGGUGUAACCCUAGAUAGCAAGCUGUCAUGGUCAAAACAUAUAGACUCAAAGGUUGCUAAAAUGGAAAGAGGUCUGUCCAUGGUAAGGCGUUGCUCUGCUUUCUUGACAUCUAAAUCAACAAGGCAGGUCCUACAGGCCCUAGUUUUGUCGCACCUGGGCUACUGCCCAGUUGUGUGGUCAUGUGCGGCAAAAAAGGGCAUAGGAAAAUUGUAGCUGGUCCAGAACAGAGGAGCACGUAUUGUACUUUGAUGUACACGGAGGGCGAAUGUCAAUCUCUCCUGACUCAAAGUUGAGGAGAGAUUGACUGCAUCACUAUUGGACUUUGUGCGAGGUGUUGAUGGGUUAAAGGUACCGAACUGUCUGUUCAAGCACACAUUUUGGACACUCAUCGGUAAUACACAAGACAUGCAGCCAGAGGUUUCUUCACAGUACCCUGGUCCAGAACAGAGGCUGGGAAACGCACAGUAUUAAAGCAUUAUGACUACAUAGAACUCUCUGCCACCCCAGCUAACUCAAGCUAGCAAUAUAACAGAUAAAAGAACACCUUACGGCACGACAGGGACUGUGAAGAGACACAGACAUUUUUAUAUAUUUUGUAUUAUGUAGUGUUAUGUAUAUUAUGUAUUUUAUUUGUUGUGUUUUGUUUUCUGUUUGGACCCCAGGAAGAGUAGCCACUGCCUUGACAGCGGCUAAUUGGGGAUCCUAAUAAAAUACUUAUACUAAAAUAUUAAAUCCCAGAUGUUCAUGUUGUCAUGAUUUUGAAUAUGUCUGGCCUCUGUAAAAUGUGAUAAUGUUACUGCUAGUGUGUGUGUGUGUCUGUGUGUGUGUGUAGUUGAUCAUGUGGUUCCAGAACCUGGUGUGAGCUUGGUGGCAGCGUUCAACCAGUGGAGGGAAUGGGCCGACAGCAAGUCCUGCUGUGACUACUCUCUGCAUGUGGACAUCACUGACUGGCACAAGGGCAUGCAGGAGGAGAUGGAGAGCCUGGUGAAGGACCAUGGUACGCUGCUAAUUACACAACCCAUUCUCCCUACAUUCACUCAUGUCAGGGGGGUGGGGGAGCUAUCACUUCUACUAAGACUGUCUUUGUGGUUUAUUUCCUUCCUGUGACUGUCCUUUCCUCUCCCUUUUCUAUCCCUUUAUCUAUUGCUACUAUUGCUCAUAAGUUUUCUAUCUUUAGGUGUCAACUCUUUCCUGGUCUAUUUGGCUUAUAAGGAUGUUUUCCAACUUUCCGACUCCCAGGUACGAUUUGAAGCAUUUCAGAUUGGUAUGAUUUACUGGCGACGGAUGGAGGAGUCAACAUUUCUGGAGGCUUGUGCAUGGCUUUAAAGUAAUGAUUGCAUUGCACAUUGUGUAACUAAAUUGCAUGACAGAAUUAUAUUCUGUAUUACAUUUCUGAUAAACUCUUUGAAGGCUGAAUCCUAACUAUAGAUUAGUGAGCAUAAAAAGUAGUUGUUGACGUAAAUGAGAGAUUUGCACGAAUGUUCAAGUUACGCCUGCAUAUCUUAGAGUUUGAUGGCUACAGCACGUCAGUGCUCCAAAUAUUCUGAGAUUAUUGAAGCCUUUUUCACCUCUUCUGGAAAAUCUACUGCUUUCUGAAUGCUAGGUAAAGGAUUGUCUGUCUGUGGGGUGAAUGAUCUCUCCCAUGUGCCUCAUGUCUUUCUGGGAGAACAUUGUUAAUGGCCCGGUAUUGAGUUUUCCCACUCAGCACAGGCUGGUUAGUGUUUAGGACUGACACUGGGGAUGACUCUUGCAACAUGUGCUGAAAGAUUGCCUGACCGUUUCCUGUGGCCUAUUGCAGCUGUGAAUACCUAGUUGAUUGCCGUGUGAAUUCUGAGUUGAACCAAGUGGUCAAGCUAAAGAAAGAAGUAGAGUAAAUGAACUAAUCUAUGCAUUUAGCACUCUCCUUCUGAUUCUGAUUCUCAUCCAAUAUGUGUUGCUCUGAUAAAGAGAUCUCCAGUAAUCUUGUAAAUGUCCUCAUUGCUAAAGCCUCUGGUUCCCUGGCCUGUGUUGACCGGCUGCUUUCCUCUUCCUGUAGAUGUAUGAGGUGUUCAGUGUCAUCAGAGACCUGGGAGCCAUCGCUCAGGUGCACGCAGAGAACGGGGACAUCAUUGCCCAGGUAACCUCUAAUAAACCCUAUCACCUUGUCCCAGCUUGCCUUCUCCAUUGGCCAAGCGCAGGUAGCCUAACGGUUAGAGCGUUGUAACUGAAAGGUUGCUGGUUCGAAUAGCCGAGGUGACAAAUUGGUUGAUAUGCCAUUGAGCAAAGCACUUAUCCGUAGUUUGUUCCAGGGUUGCCAUACUACUAUGGCUGACCCUGUAAAACAACACAUUUCACAGUUCUAUUGUAUGUGACAAUAAAUUAUAUAUAUUUUAAAGCUGUUGUCUGAUGUGUUUGCAGGAGCAGUGCAGGAUCCUGGAGCUGGGCAUCACUGGCCCUGAGGGUCAUGUACUGAGCCGCCCGGAGGAGGUAACUACAACCUCUGGUCAAGACCUGUGCUUAUAUCAGAACUUGAUGUGUGCCUUUGGUUGCUUUACAUGGACAUUAGGGAAGAGGCUAUAUGAUAUUAACAGAACUCACUACAGAUGUAAAGUAAAUGAAAGAGUCAAGUGUCUGAGUGUUAUUUUCCUAUGCUUGCUUCCAGAAUGCCUAGCAGCAUUAAAGCUAGUCUGUAGCUCAACAUGAAGGUCACUGUGUCUGGUCUGUUUGGACUGAACUCCCUCUCUCUGUGUCUGUCUCUGGUGUGUAGGUGGAGGCAGAAGCAGUCAACCGGUCAGUCACUGUGGCCAAUCAGACCAACUGCCCCCUGUACAUCACCAAGGUGAUGAGCAAGAGUGCUGCUGACGUCAUCGCCCUGGCCAGGAAAAAGGGUACUAGUAAAAAGGAGAAAGAUGGACUACAGCAACACGUUUUGUAUUGAUUGCUCACUGUGGUUAUACAGUGGGGGGGGGAAAAAGUAUUUAGUCAGCCACCAAUUGUGCAAGUUCUCCCACUUAAAAAGAUGAGAGAGGCCUGUAAUUUUCAUCAUAGGUACACGUCAACUAUGGAAUUUUAAUGAAUUUAUUUGCAAAUUAUGGUGGAAAAUAAGUAUUUGGUCACCUACAAACAAGCAAGAUUUCUGGCUCUCACAGACCUGUAACUUCUUCUUUAAGAGGCUCCUCUGUCCUCCACUCGUUACCUGUAUUAAUGGCACCUGUUUGAACUUGUUAUCAGUAUAAAAGACACCUGUCCACAACCUCAAUCAGUCACACUCCAAACUCCACCAUGGCCAAGACCAAAGAGCUGUCAAAGGACACCAGAAACAAAAUUGUAGACCUGCUCCAGGCUGGGAAGACUGAAUCUGCAAUAGGUAAGCAGCUUGGUUUGAAGAAAUCAACUGUGGGAGCAAUUAUUAGGAAAUAGAAGACAUACAAGACCACUGAUAAUCUCCCUCGAUCUGGGGCUCCACGCAAGAUCUCACCCCGUGGGGUCAAAAUGAUCACAAGAACGGUGAGCAAAAAUCCCAGAACCAGACGGGGGGACCUAGAAUGACCUGCAGAGAGCUGGGACCAAAGUAACAAAGCCUACCAUCAGUAACACACUACGCCGCCAGGGACUCAAAUCCUGCAGUGCCAGACGUGUCCCCCUGCUUAAGCCAGUACAUGUCCAGGCCCGUCUGAAGUUUGCUAGAGUGCAUUUGGAUGAUCCAGAAGAGGAUUGGGAGAAUGUCAUAUGGUCAGUUGAAACCAAAAUAUAACUUUUUGGUAAAAACUCAACUCGUCGUGUUUGGAGGACAAAGAAUGCUGAGUUGCAUCCAAAGAACACCAUACCUACUGUGAAGCAUGGGGGUGGAAACAUCAUGCUUUGGGGCUGUUUUUCUGCAAAGGGACCAGGACGACUGAUCCGUGUAAAGGAAAGAAUGAAUGGGGCCAUGUAUCGUGAGAUUUUGAGUGAAAACCUCCUUCCAUCAGCAAGGGCAUUGAAGAUAAAAUGUGGCUGGGUCUUUCAGCAUGACAAUGAUCCCAAACACACCGCCCGGGCAACGAAGGAGUGGCUUUGUAAGAAGCAUUUCAAGGUCCUGGAGUGGCCUAGCCAGUCUCCAGAUCUCAACCCCAUAGAAAAUAUUUGGAGGGAGAUGAAAGUCUGUGUUGCCCAGCGACAGCCCCAAAACAUCACUGCUCUAGAGGAGAUCUGCAUGGAGGAAUGGGCCAAAAUACCAGCAACAGUGUGUGAAAACCUUGUGAAGACUUACAGAAAACGUUUGACCUGUGUCAUUGCCAACAAAGGGUAUAUAACAAAGUAUUGAGAAACUUUUGUUAUUGACCAAAUACUUAUUUUCCACCAUAAUUUGCAAAUAAAUUCAUUAAAAAUCCUACAAUGUGAUUUUCUGGAGAGAAACAAAUCUCAAUUUGUCUGUCAUAGUUGACGCGUACCUAUGAUGAAAAUUACAGGCCUCUCUCAUCUUUUUAAGUGGGAGAACUUGCACAAUUGGUGGCUGACUAAAUACUUUUUUCCCCCACUGUAGAUACACUAAAUGUCAAAUCCCACAUAAAUCAUUCCACUUGUAAAUCUGUCCUGCCUUGGAGACAGAGCACGAGUAGGGCUGUUGCGGUGACUGUAUUACCGCCACACCGGCGGUCACGAGUCAUGAAGGCAGUCAAAUUCCACGUGACCGUUUAGUCAUGGUAAUUAGGCUUCUCCAAGCUCGGAUGCUGCUGCUGGUCAUUAGUAGCCUACCAAACUUGCUAACUGCCUAAAGACCUAUCACUAAAAGCUUCAGUCAUACAAAAGUUAUACUUAAAUCCGAACUGGUUCUCUAGCAAAUUAGUAAGAUUGUCUCACCCAAUGUUCAAGAAUGGCCUUUUUCCCUUUAUUCAGAUUACAACCUCUCACUUUCAGUUAUUUGAAAAGGAAAUCAUCUCCCAAAUAUCACUAUUUCUAAAACAAGCCAUAGAAAGUUGGUUGCAAAUUCAAAACUUAGAAUUUUUCAAUUUAAAUUAUUAUAUAAAAUUCUUGCUACCAAUAGAAUGUUAUUUAUAUGGGGGAUAUAAUCUUCCCAGCUCUGCAGAUUUUGCUGCGAAGAGACCGAAUCAUUAGAUCAUUUGUUUUGGUACUGUCCAUUUGUAGCUUGUUUUUGGACACAGGUCCAGGAAUGGCUAAAGGAUUGCAAUAUUUACCUGGAGCUAACCCUGCAGAUAGCAUUACUGGGUGAUCUUAAAAGUCAUAGUCAAUCGAUCAAUAAUAUAAUAAUACUUUUAGCAAAAAUGUUUAUUUUCAAUUUACAAUCUGUAGAAACAAUGAGAAUAGAAGGGUUCAGAACUUUUGUAAAACAUCACAGUACAGUUGAAAAAUAUAUGGCAAAUAGAAAUCCAAUAUGGAUGGUGUUAAGAGAUAGAUGGGAGGUGUUGAAUGGAGUUGAAGGAUGGGACUAAUAACAACUAAUAACAACAAGAUAACUAAAAAUGUAAGCAUACUGUUCCAUAUUAAGUAUAUACCGUAAUUUUCGGACUAUAAGCCGCGCCUUUUUUCCCAUUUUUCGACCCUGCGGCUUAUAUAACGGUGCGGCUAAUCUAUGGAUUUUUACAGCUAACGGCCACUAGAAGACCAUCAUUCGCAAAUGGAAGAAACACAAAAGACCUGUCAAUCUCCCUCGGCCUGGGGCUCCAUACAAGAUCUAACCUCGUGGAGUUGCAAUGAUCAUGAGAACGGUGAGGAAUCAGCCCAGAACUACACGGGAGGAUCUUGUCAAUGAUCUCAAGGCAGCUGGGACCAUAGUCACCAAGAAAACAAUUGGUAACACACGACGCCGUGAAGGACUGAAAUCCUGCACCGCCCGCAAGGUCCCCCUGCUCAAGAAAGCACAUAUACAGGGCCGUCUGAAGUUUACCAAUGAACAUCUGAAUAAUUCAGAGGAGAACUGGGUGAAAGUGUUGUGGUCAAAUGAGACCAAAAUCGAGCUCUUUAGCAUCAACUCAACUCGCCGUGUUUGGAGGAGGAGGAAUGCUGCCUAUGACCCCAAGAACACCAUCCCCACCGUCAAACAUGGAGGUGGAAACAUUAUGCUUUGAGGGUGUUUUUCUACUAAGGGGACAGGACAACUUCACCGCAUCAAAGGGACGAUGGACGGGGACAUGUACCGUCAAAUCUUGGGUGAGAACCUCCUUCCCUCAGCCAGGGCAUUGAACAUGGGUCGUGGAUGGGUAUUGCAGCAUGACAAUGACCCAAGACACACGGCCAAGGCAACAAAGGAGUGGCUCAAGAAGAAGCACUUUAAGGUCCUGGAGUGGCCUAGCCAGUCUCCAGACCUUAAUCCCAUAGAAAAUCUGUGGAGGGAGCUGAAGGUUCGAGGUGCCAAACGUCAGCCUCGAAACCUUAAUGACUUGGAGAAGAUCUGCAAAGAGAAGUGGAACAAAAUCCCUCCUGAGAUGUGUACAAACCUGGUGGCCAACUAACUACAAGAAACGUCUGACCUCUGAUUGCCAACAAGGGUUUUGCCACCAAGUACUAAGUCAUGUUUUGCAGAGGGGUCAAAUACUUAUUUCCCUCAUUAAAAUGCAAAUCAAUUAAUAACAUUUUUGACAUGCAUUUUUCUGGAUUUUGUUGUUGUUAUUCUGUCUCUCACUGUUCAAAUAAACCUACCAUUAAAAUUAUAGACUGAUCGUGUCUUUGUCAGUGGGCAAACGUACAAAAUCAGCAGGGGAUCAAAUACUUUUUUCCCUCACUAUAUAUACAUAUACAGUUGAAGUCGGAAGUUUACAUACACCUUAGCCAAAUACAUUUAAACUCAGUUUUUCACAAUUUCUGACAUUUAAUCCUAGUAAAAAUUCCCUGUCUUAGGUCAGUUAGGAUCACCACUUUAUUUUAAGAAUAUGAAAUGUCAGAACAAUAGUAGAGAGAAUGAUUUAUUUCAGCUUUUAUUUCUUUCAUCACAUUCCCACUGGGUCAGAAGUUUACAUACACUCAAUUAGUAUUUGGUAGCAUUGCCUUUAAAUUGUUUAACUUGGGUCAAACGUUUCGGGUAGCCUUCCACAAGCUUCCCACAAUAAGUUGGGUUAAUUUUGGCCCAUUCCUCCUGACAGAGCUGGUGUAACUGAGUCAGGUUUGUAGGCCUCCUUGCUCGCACACGCUUUUUCAGUUCUGCCCACAAAUGUUCUAUAGGAUUGAGGUCAGGGCUUUGUGAUGGCCACUCCAAUACUUGACUUUGUUGUCCUUAAGCUAUUUUGCCACAACUUUGGAAGUAUGCUUGAGGUCAUUGUCCAUUUGGAAGACCCAUUUGCGACCAAGUUUUAACUACCUGACUGAUGUCUUGAGAUGUUGCUUCAAUAUAUCCACAUAAUUUCCCUUCCUCAUGAUGCCAUCUAUUUUGUGAAGUGCACCAGUCCCUCCUGCAGCAAAGCACCCCCACAGCAUGAUGCUGCCACCCCCGUGCUUCACGGUUGUGAUGGUGUUCUUCGGCUUGCAAGUUAACGCCUUUUUCCUCCAAACAUAACAAUGGUCAUUAUGGCCAAACAGUUCUAUUUUUGUUUCAUCAGACCAGAGGACAUUUCUCCAAAAAGUACGAUCUUUGUCCCCAUGUGCAAUUGCAAAACGUAGUCUGGCUUUUUUAUGGCGGUUUUGGAGCAGUGGCUUCUUCCUUGCUGAGCGGCCUUUCAGGUUAUGUCGAUAUAGGACUCGUUUUACUGUGGAUAUAGAUACUUUUGUACCUGUUUCCUCCAGCAUUUUCACAAGGUCCUUUGCUGUUGUUCUGGGAUUGAUUUGCACCCUUUCGCAUCAAAGCACUUUCAUCUCUAGGAGACAGAACGUGUCUCCUUCCUGAGCGGUAUGACGACUGCGUGGUCCCAUGGUGUUUAUACUUGCGUACUAUUGUUUGUACAGAUGAACGUGGUACCUUCAGGCGUUUGGAAAUUGCUUCCAAGGAUGAACCAGACUUGUGGAGGUCUACACAUUUUUUUUCUGAGGUCUUGUCUGAUUUCUUUAGAUUUUCCCAUGAUGUCAAGAAAAGAGGCACUGAGUUUGAAGGUAGGCCUUGAAAUACAUCCACAGGUACACCUCCAAUUGACUGAAAUGAUGUCAAUUAGCCUAUCAGAAGCUUCUAAAGAAUUUUCCAAGCAGUUUAAAGGCACAGUCAACUUAGUGUAUGUAAACUUCUGACCCACUGGAAUUGUGAUACAGUGAAUUAUAAGUGAAAUAAUCUGUCUGUAAACAAUUGUUGGAAAAAUGACUUGUGUCAUGCACAAAGUAGAUGUCCUAACCGACUUGCCAAAACUAUAGUUUGUUAACAAGACAUUUGUGGAGUGGUUGAAAAAUGAGUUUUAAUGACUCCAACCUAAGUGUAUGUAAACUUCCGACUUCAACUGUAUUUGCGAGAGAAAAAAAACAUAUGGGGGAUUGGAAGUGAUGCAGACAAUUACAUUGAUGGAAGUUACAAUCUAUCUGCAAUAUUAAAGCUGAUCUACCCCCUAAAACAAAUAUUUAAAAAAGCACUUGAGAGCUCAUGUUGCGCAACAUUUCUAUAGGCUAUGGAUUUGUGGGAGAAAACAGAGUGAUGGUCUCUACUAAAAAGAGGAGGAUCCCAUCAGCUUUCUAUAGGCUAGGCCUACUAUAUUUAUUUCUCAACUUUCCUAAUAUUAAGCACAUUGCUUAUAUUUACAACAUAGCCUACCUGGCUGGGAUGAAAAUGAACCACGCGAAAAGCGUCCUCCAUUCGCUAUUUAAGUGCAUAGAUUACAUGUAUUUUUUCCGCUGCCCCUAUUUCGAUACAGGUGCAUGAUAAUGGUCCAUUCUAAAUCAAAACAAAUUUCACACAUAUAUUAUUUAGUAUGUCUGAUGGGUGACAAUAUUAGCCUAUCACUUGUGAAUGAUAUAUUAUCACUUGUGAAUGAUGCCCAGCAUAAGAAACGAAGCCUUUUUUUUGCUACUUUUUUUAAUCAUAGUCGCACACCUGAUGUAGCCUAGCCCAUACGCUUAUAUGUUUUUAUAAGGUUUGUAUCACAACUAAAGUGGCCAAAUAACUUCUUUAAAAUUAAGCACAUUCAUCCGCUUUACAAGGGGUGUAGAGCCUAACUGGCAUAUAUAAGCAGCGCAUGAGUUUCAAGUUUGGGGAAGAUAAUUUUCACCAUAAAAAUGCACCUUUAUAAUAAAAGCAUUACAUGCAUAAUUGCAUUUGCAGUCACUUUUGAUAAUGGUGUUUUCCCGCUAAUGGAACAUUCACGCUUAUAGCCUACUACCAUUUGCACAUUGCUGAGCAUAUAAUGUGAAGAAAUGGCCUAAUAGUUUAUCAACAUUUUAAGCUAAAUGUUCUGAUCUGUUGCAUCAGCCACAUUGUGUAAAAAGUGGUUGUAUUAAUUUGGGAUCUAUUGCACCCCACAACUGUCCCAGACUAUGUUUGGAAUGUUUUUUUCUCGCACAGAAUAGAAUAGGUCGACCUUUGUACUAUGGGGGAUAGUAGAUUGACAUCGGCUAGUGCUUUUGCUGUUCGUUAGGCCUACUCAUCUUGUUGGCUGACAAAGUAAAUGUGGACAGUUCUUCCAAUAUCUUCAAUAUGCACCUCAGAAUUGGAUAAAGACGCGCGCAGUUGCGUCCCCGAUAUGUCUGUCUUCACUUGUAGCCUGUGAGAAAGACCUGAUCACUUGAUGGAGAGCCAUGUGAGUGAGAGGUGAUUCGGAGUGCUCAGCAUUCAGAGAGAAGGGCACAACGGCCGCUGGCCGCAAAAGGCAUGGAUUUUUUAGGGUGCAUUACGGCCACACAAAGGGGAUGCCGCAAUUAAAUUCUAGGCAUUAUCAAGUGCUUGUCAAAUUGUGAAUGAGUAACUGAUGUAGUGUGUACAGCCUGCGCAAAAAAACUAAGCAGAGCUCAUGCCUUUAAAGCAACUUUUUUCAAAUCAUCAUUAGAGUCUCAUCAUGCAGCCUUAAAAUGUAUUAAAAAUCAAAACAUAUAGCCCAACGUUUGUAGAACAACUAAAGUUACAUUAAUAACUCUAAAUUAAGCAUAUAGGAGUACCAAUUUCUUUGUUAACCGCUCAACACAGAAUAGCCGUAUGUGCGCACACCCUUAAAUCGUUUGGAGAAAAUAUCCUUUCUAUUCAGCUUUGUUCAAUUGUAUUCUUCAUACUUUAAUUUACGGAUAGCCAGGGGCACACUCCAACACUCAGACGUAAUUUACAAACAAAGCAUUUGUGUUUAGUGAGUCCGCCAGAUCAGAGGCAGUAGAUGACCAGGGAUGUUCUCUUGAUAAGUGCGUGAAUUUGACAAUUUUCCUGUCCUGCUAAGCAUUCAAAAUGUAACGAGUACUUUUAGGUGUCAGGGAAAAUGUAUGGAGUAAAAAGUACAUUCUUUUCAUUAGGAAUGUAAUGAAGGAAAAAUAAAAAUUGUCAAAAAUAAAAAUAGUAAAGUACAGAUACCAAAAAAAAACGACUUAAGUAGUACUUGAAAGUAUUUUUACUUAAGUACUUUACACCACUGGGUGUAGGCUAUAUUACAUGGAUUUAUUAGAGACUUUUAAAAAUGUAGAUGUUCCUAAGGUCUGCAUCAGUGGCUUGUGUGGAAGCCAGGAGAUGCUAAAUGUGUUGAUGUUAAUUAACAGUCAAUUACCGUGAGACCGACAGUUAUUUGCUUGACAGUCACCGGCUGACGAAAUUUCGUGACUGCCACAGCCCUAGGCACGAGCACUCUGAGGUAUAUUGAACACUGUAACUCUCCCUGCCAUGCUGACCUAGUGUUUUGCUGUGUUCUGGGGUACUCUAGGUACUGUGGUGUAUGGAGAGCCCAUCUCUGCCAGCCUGGGCACGGACGGCACCCACUACUGGAGUAAGAACUGGGCCAAGGCAGCUGCCUUCAUCACCUCCCCACCCCUCAGCCCCGACCCCACCACCCCCGACUAUCUCAAUUCACUGCUCUCCUGGUAGGUGCUCCAUUUAUACUAUGGACCUCUACUCAACACAGAGCUAUGCAGUAAUCAUGUGUUACUUACACACAUCUUCCACCAGAGGGUGGUAUGUCAUCCUAGCCUCCUGGAAAGUCAUCACUCAAGACAAAAUCAUCAAACAUAAGACCUAUCAGUAGUCUCUCUCACUCUCCCCCUCCAUCCUUUGUUCCUUUCCAGUGGUGACCUGCAGGUGACUGGUAGUGCUCAUUGCACGUUCCACACCUCCCAGCGUGCCGUGGGCAAAGACAACUUCACCCUCAUCCCAGAGGGCACCAACGGCACUGAGGAGAGACUCUCCCUCAUCUGGGACAAGUGUGUGGUGAGGCACAGUCUACUGACCUUUUUCUGCCAGUUUCCUACAAUCAACCAUACCACAGUCACACAUGUAUCCUGUUAUUGUAAAUAGAUAUCGAUGUUGUGGUAUUAACAAUCAAUCUACUUUCCCUGUUUGUGCCACAGUGAUUAAUGUCAUCAAGUGGUUGUCUCAGUUGGUCAAGUGAAUGUUUGCAGCUGUUUUGUUAGUCAGGAAGUGAUAGCGCCUUGUCUUCUGAUUCCCUUAGGUUACUGGAAAAAUGGACGAGAACCAGUUUGUGGCUGUGACCAGCACCAAUGCAGCUAAAAUCUUCAACCUGUACCCCCGUAAGGGCCGCAUCGCAUUGGGCUCUGACGCCGACCUGGUCCUGUGGGACCCAGACGUCAGCAAGAUCAUCUCUGCCAAGAGCCACAACGUGGUAAGGGCCAACCCACACUGUACUGACCAUGUCAUGGUAUUUAUACAUGGUUUUAGUCACACCUACUGUAUGUAGGACUCAAUUUCCGAUCAAAAUUUUCAGUUUGGACCGUGAAAUUCUUCCACAUUUUCAUAUGAAACAUUGAAGCUCUUUUUCCUACGAAGCUUUGAGACAACCCAACAAGUAAAAAUCUACUCACCUGAAAUGACUUGUCACAGAUCAGCUCAUGCAGAUAGAUUGGUAGCCUAGCGGUUAGAGCGUUGGGCCAGUAACUUGAAGGUGAAAAAUCUGUUGAUGUGCCCUUGAGCAAGGCGCACUUAACCAUCAUUUGGUCCAGGGGUGCUGUACUACUAUGUCUGACCCUGUAAAACAACACAUUUCACUGCAUCUACAGUUGAAGUCGGAAGUUUACAUACACCUUAGCCAAAUACAUUUAAACUCUGUUUUUCACAAUUCCUGACAUGAAAUCCUAGUAAAAAUUCCCUGUCUUAGGUCAGUUAGGAACAUCCACUUUAUUUUAAGAAUGUGAAAUGUCAGAAUAAUAGUAGAGAGAAUUAUUUAUUUCAGCUUUUAUUUCUUUCAUCACAUUCCCAGUGGGUCAGAAGUUUACUUACACUCAAAUAGUAUUUGGUAGCAUUGCCUUUUAAUUGUUUAACUUGUGUCAAACAUUUCGGGUAGCCUUCCACAAGCUUCCCACAAAAAGUUUUUGCCCAUUCCUCCUGACAGAUCUGAUGUAACUGAGUCAGGUUUGUAGGCCUCCUUGCUCGCACAGGCUUUUUCAGUUCUGCCCACAAAUGUUCUAUAGGAUUGAGGUCAGGGCUUUGUGAUGGCCACUCCAAUACCUUGACUUUGUUGUCCUUAAGCCGUUUUGCCACAACUUUGGAAGUAUGCUUGGGGUCAUUGUCCAUUUGGAAGACCCAUUUGCGACCAAGCUUUAAAUUCCUGACUGAUGUCUUGAGGUGUUGCAUCAAUGUAUCCACAUAAUUUUCCUUCCUCAUGAUGCCAUCUAUUUUGUGAAGUGCACCAGUCCCUCCUGCAGCAAAGCACCCCCACAGCAUGAUGCUGCCACCCCCGUGCUUCACGGUUGGGAUGGUGUUCUUCGGCUCGCAAGCAACCCCCUUUUUCCUCCAAACAUAACGAUGGUCAUUAUGGCCAAACAGUUCUAUUUUUGUUUCAUCAGACCAGAGGACAUUUCUCCAAAAAGUACGAUCUUUGUCCCCAUGUGCAAUUGCAAACCGUAGUCUGGCUUUUUUAUGGCGGUUUUGGAGCAGUGGCUUCUUCCUUGCUGAGCGGCCUUUCAGGUUAUGUCGAUAUAGGACUCGUUUUACUGUGGAUAUAAAUACUUUUGUACCUGUUUCCUCCAGCAUCUUCACAAGGUCCUUUGCUGUUGUUCUGGGAUUGAUUUGCACCCUUUCGCAUCAAAGUACUUUCAUCUCUAGGAGACAGAACGUGUCUCCUUCCUGAGCGGUAUGACGGCUGCGUGGUCCCAUGGUGUUUAUACUUGCGUACUAUUGUUUGUACAGAUGAACGUGGUACCUUCUGGUGUUUGGAAAUUGCUCCCAAGGAUGAACCAGACUUGUGGAGGUCUACACAUUUUUUUCUGAGGUCUUAGCUUAUUUGUUUUGAUUUUCCCAUGAUGUCAACCAAAGAGGCACUGAGUUUGAAGGUAGGACUUGAAAUACAUCCGCAGGUACACCUCCAGUUGACUCAAAUGAUGUCAAUUAGCCUAUCAGAAGCUUCUAAAGCCAUGACAUCAUUUUCUGGAAUUUUCCAAGCUGUUUAAAGGCACAGUCAACUUAGUGUAUGUAAACUUCUGACCCACUGGAAUUGUGAUACAGUGAAUUAUAAGUGAAAUAAUCUGUCUGUAAACAAUUGUUGUAAAAAUUACUUGUGUCAUGCACAAAGUAGAUGUCCUAACCGACUUGCCAAAACUAUAGUUUGUUAACAAAAACAAGUUUUAAUGACUCCAACCUAAGUGUAUGUAAACUUCCGACUUCAACUGUAUCUGGUGUGACAAUAAUACAUUAUUUUCCCCCCCACUCUGAGUCAUCACUACUCUUCAUUUAGAGGAGCUAGCUGGCUACAUCAGCACUAGUUUCCCAUUAAUUUGUCAGCUGAAUGUGACAGUGACCCACUGUGUUCCAGUGAGUCAGUCUCUCUCUCUAGGCAUCUAUGUUGAUGUGAUUGAUGGCCAUCACCAUGCUGGCACAAGUCAUUGAACGACUAAGGCUCAGACUGAAGUUCAUAUGGAAAAAGGCCUCACAUUUCUUAAAUGUUUUUUGUUUUGUUUUGCAAUGUGCAUAUGAAAGUAGGCUUGGCGUUGUCUUUCUAUGUUAUUUGCCCUCUUGUACUGUGUCAGUCUAUUUGUCACUGUUCUCAUCAGAGCUAUUCUUCUGCAGGCUGUGGACUAUAAUAUCUUCGAGGGCAUUGAGGUGCGUGGAGCUCCCCUGGUGGUGAUCAGCCAGGGCAAAAUCGUGUUGGAAGAGGGAAACCUCCAUACCACUGAGGGCUGUGGGCGCUAUGUGAGCCGCAAGCCCUUCCCUGACCAUGUCUACAAGAGAAUAAAGGCUCGCAGCAGGGUGAGUCUAUAGUGCCGUGAAAUUGACAUAGAAUAGAUUAUUGAUUGUUUAUGACCAUUCCCACUGAUAGUUAUGAUAGCAGAACUAGAACAGCCGAACUGAUGCUGUCAUCUUGUCUGUCUCUCUCUCUCUCUGUCUGUCUCCUCCCAGCUGACGGAGCUGAGGGGUGUCCCCAGGGGUCUCUAUGACGGGCCGGUGUGUGAGAAUGUGACACCUAAGGUCAUGACUCCGGUCACCUCGGUGAAGACCUCUCCAGCCAAGCUGCAGCAGCAGCAUCAGCAGCAGCAGCAGGGUCCUCAGCCAGUCCGCAACCUGCACCAGUCUGGCUUCAGCCUGUCUGGUGAGCACAGCUCAAAAUGUCUCUCACAGCUCUCACAUGGAAUAUCAGUAGGAAUAGCAUAAUACUAGGAUGUGUUGGCACACAAGUAUUAUCAUUUGGCAUGCAUUUACAAUAUAUUUAAUUUGUUACAAAUAUGUUGUUUUUCUUGUCAGGAAAAUCAGAGCGAAGUCUCAUUCAAAUCCCCCUUAAGAUUACAUACUUUUUUCUCUCUCUCUAUCUCUCAUGCCCAGGUGCACAAGUUGAUGAUAAUAUUCCUCGCCGCAACACCCAGCGCAUUGCGGCGCCCCCUGGUGGUAGGUCGAACAUCACCAGCCUGGGUUAAGCUCUCCUGUCAGCUGAGCCAGGGAGGAGAUGAGCGGGAGGAUCCACCCCAGCUCCCAGACAAACCAACACAACCAACGGAGGGAGCUUCAUCUGUGGUCCUUCUCCCUGACUCAACUGCACCCUGGUCAAAAACACUCCAUCCAUAUUUAACAGCUCUGUCACCUCAUUCAAAUAAAUAAAAUAGAUAGCACUCAAUGUUUUGUUUUGUAUGACCUACAUGCCAUUAUAUGCCAUCUUCAUAUUUUUUUAAAAGGAAGAGUCAAGUGAAUUUAGACAGCGCUUGAUGUUUUACUGUUUUGUGAUAUAAAUAUAUUUAUAUCCAGUUUAAGUUUAGGCUUUGUUUACAUUUUGGCUUUAAAUUGUACAAGAGGAACUGUGGAUUGCAGUCAUGUGGCAUUUGAUGUAGCUGCUAUUUAAUGGACCUUCUUGACACGCAUUGUUUCCAAUAAGUGAUAAAUGUCGUUUUUAUGAACUAUGGAGACAACGCAUUGAAUCAUUGUCAAAGACGUGGCAUUUUUAACUAAAAUACAUCUUUAUUGUUUUCCUUCCAUCCUAUAAGUGAUGGAAGGAAUGCAUUUGGUAUAUUUUUAAGGCUUUAGAAUAGUAUUGUUGAAGUAACUCAGAGGACCUUUUCGCCUCUCUAAGUCAGUUUGCAGUAUUUGUAUGACUUUAAACAGCUGUGAGUUCUAGAUAUUAUCCUCCCAGUCUUUCUGGUCAGUAUUACCACAGAAGUUUCAGCUGAACAAAUUCACUUCAAUCUUCCUUUGUCUCAUUGCUGCACUUUUUGUAUUGUAAUGUUUUUGUUGUUAAUGUUAUACAUUUUCAAUUGUGUCUAGAGCUAAAACACUACUGUAAUCUCUGAAAUAUUGACUAUUAGAUCUUAGCUUGUUUGCUGAUGGAAUGCACAGAAGUCAAAGGAGAGGGUAUUGUAGGGUUAAACCAUUCAUCUCCUCACUCCCCUCAGUCGGAACACCUUUGACACAAAGUAUGCACAAUCCAUUGCAGCAGGGAGAACCUUCUGCAACAAAAAAAAACGGACAUUUUGCCUCUAUUUCAUCCUUUUUCUUCUUUGUUCACUAGCUAUCCAAAGUUAAAUCUCGCCAAGACACCAGGCUUCCUAUAAUCACACUGCUGUUUAUUUCUAAUGACACUGACAGCCAUGCUGGAUAAAAGGUUGCCCCUAACAACCUCUCUGGUGCUAUUUGAUCAAUGCUGUGUAUGUGCAGAUGGUGGUGCCUACUUUUUCCACUCAACCACAGCAAUUCAAGCUUUGUGAAAACCACUUUACGGGGGAAGCGGGGUCAGCUAUUACCAUUCCUCCAUCAUGGUCUCAUACGUCACAGGUCUUCGUUUUCUAUCUGCUAAAGUGCAAAAGGUGAAUCUGUGAAAAUGUUGAUUUGUAUUAGAUGUUUGUUUUAGGUUUUUUUCAGAAUGUUUGUUCAAUAUCACUUGCCUGCCUAUUCUAUAAAGUAUUGAUUGAUAGCACACUAUAAGAACCAUGUAUUUAUGAAAAAUAUAUCUUAAGCACUGUCAGUGACCAAGCUAGUACAAGUGGUGCUUUGAGAUCCAGUGAAAAAAGCUAUGAUAAUGAAGUCCAUUAUUUACAGUGUGCUGAUGAUGUGGUUUGACUCCUGUCCUAAUUGUUGGAGACAUUAGAAUAGCACCUCCUCGUAGCCCUGUGAGUGUUGACGAUGGGAGCCACUUUUAACAGGUGCUCCAUCAUCACUCUCUUUACCCUCUUACCUAUUCACAUUAGACCUCACUGUUAGUGCCAUUCAUCAGGGUAUGGACAAUGUUUCACCAGACCACAAGCCCAUGUUAGUUAACCACUCACUAAGCACUCACUGUGUGAAAGGUACAGUAGGGACAUUUACAGUAGGCUCCUUAUUCAUCUGAUCAGUUUUCUGUAUAGCAUUGUAUUCUUUCCUCCUUGCCUUGUUAGGUAUAGGUCAUUAUGCCAAGCUUGUAUGUGAUGUAAGUGAAUUGCAGAUGGGGAGGUUUCCUAUAGUGUUUGUUUUUAUUUCUGACGUUUAGCACUGUCAUUGCCCUCCCUCCCCUCCCAUCUAGUGAUAAACUGUUGACCAUGUAUGUAUUGUAGGCUACUGGGAUUUUGGGAUACUUAUUCCUGACGGCAUUGAAUCCCAUCGGUGUUGACUUAAAUGGUUUUAAACAUUAAAAAAUGCAACAAAAUUAUGUCUCUCUAACAGUUAUUUUGCUAACAGAUACUGGUUUAGUUUUGAUGGUCAUUAAAAUACAG